Messenger RNA from Medioppia subpectinata, 468 nucleotides. NCBI's taxonomy places the organism in Eukaryota, Metazoa, Arthropoda, Arachnida, Sarcoptiformes, Oppiidae. The record is from the annotation of a GenBank genome assembly.
AUGUCUCGCGACUCAUUGAAUGGUAAGACAAAUGGCGGCAAAAACUGGAUCGAAAUGAACGAAGAAAACAAACGAUUGAAAAAAUUGAUCGUUAAAUACGAGACCGAAAGCAAAGCCAUCAUUAGUAAGGCGUCCACUCUUAGGGAGAGGGAGAAGACAGCACUUCUGCAGACAUUAGAGUUGUUUAAACUCAACAAUUAUCUCAUCAGUCGAUUACCUGAUUCCCAACGAGUGCUCGACGACUAUCUCAAGACGUCGACCAGUAAAGUGAACGGCGGACCGAAGCCGAGCACUUCCAACGCCAGCGCACGUAAGGAGAAGCGAAAGGACUCAAACGCUUCGCCCACCUCUUCGUCCAAUAAGAUCUCGAAUUACUUUAAAUCUAUGGAUAAAACGAGUGGCGCUAACGACGCCAGCGAUGACUCCCGAAGACGUUCGCCACGAAAAGUGGAGCCGAAACCGAACAAA